AAGACAAAGGGCGUUAUGUAAGGUUACCCGGCCGCUUUUGCGUACGUGUAGCACGCACGCACGCACGCUCGCACGCACUCGUCGUAAAGUUCCCAAAUGCAGCCAAUGAACGAGCAACAAAUGUGCAAACUUUCGAAGCGCCAUUGAAGAUGACGGCGAUUGAGAGCUUUAUAGGAAGCUCGCUCGCUCGCUGAGUUUAUUUCGGCUCGUUCUGUUCAGUGGAUUCGCCUGCUCGCAUCUCUUCACGCAGCUUCCAGCACCAGCAGGUCCGAACGCUCCCUCCCUUCCUAGUCAUCCUCGAAAGAAGAUGAACUUCUCCAAGCUGCUGUGCUUGGUGCUCGUGUACAGCGAGCAAUUUGGGCAAGUGCUGGCAGCAGCAGCGCACACAGGAGCCGUUUGCACCGGUGGUAAUACUCCCGUGACGUGCAAGCGCAAGAAGGGACAAGACGUAAAAUUGAAAGUCACAGGCGCCGGAACAAUCACCUGGAAGAAGGGGGGGGUCCCAGUCGAGAAAACAAAUCCUAAAUACGAAGUAGAUGACAGUGAAAACUCUCUGAAGAUCAAGACCCUGGCAGAAGACGACGAGGGAGAGUACACGGCCGGCGGCACCUCACCAGAGCAAAAGUUCCAGGUCCAAGCGGUGGACUGCUUGGGUGGCAAAUCCCCCGAUCCAGCCGGCCUGUGCCAGGGCAAGCCGGGUGGCAUCAUCAAAUUGGGGCUCACACAAGGAGAUGCCUUCCCACUCGCCUGGAAGAAGGCUGGGAGGAAAAUUGUGGACAAUACUAACAAGUACGACGGACUCGAAGCGGCUACCCUGACGAUCAAUAACCUGGACGACGAAGGCGACGAUGCAGAGUUCACGGGCGGCACCAACGGCGAUGGAGAAAAGUUUUCCGUCCAAGUGGCCGACUGCUUUGGCGCCACGGGAACCGUGAAGUGCCCCGGCAAGCUGGGAAAAAAACUCAAAUUGAGAAUCUCAGCCGCAGUUGCUGGUUCUGAAGUCAAAUGGGAGAAAGAGGGCGGCAAUCUCCCCGUAGAUAAGAAGGAAGUAGGGGAAAAGCAUGAAGGUCUGAAACUCCCGGGCCUAACAGCAGCCGACGUGGGAACCUACAAGGCCACCUACAACUCCAACAAGGUGGUGGUGUCCUUUGCUGUCAGCGUUCCGGAUGAGUCAGGAACCAGUGAGGACAAAAAGGCAACUGAGAAGCCCAAGGAAGGCAGCGGCGUCGGCGGCCUGUCCUACUCACCUGCUCUGCUGGUGACGGUCACCCUGGUGCAUCUGCUGCUUCAGCUGGCCGCCUAGAAGAUAGCAAGCCGAAGGCGGAGGGAGAAAAAGUGACCCCUGCAUGCAUUCUGCCAUUGAUUUGCCACUAUAGGCGCAUUUAGUCAUUAAGCUUACAUUUACCACUGUAGGUGCAUUUAGUUCAGUUUUGCCACUAGGCGUAUUUAGUCGUUGAUUAAGCUUACCUUUGCCACUCACUGUAGGCGCAUUUAAUCAUUAAUUUUUGGCUUAGGUUUGCCACUGUAUGGGCAUUUUGCUUUCGAUUGAUGAUGCUUCACUACCCCCCCCCCCUAUAAUCAAUAAAAUGAUCAA
This is a messenger RNA of Syngnathus typhle (broad-nosed pipefish), 1594 nucleotides long. RefSeq lists its product as uncharacterized. The record is from RefSeq and is a predicted model, not a curated record. The transcript is spliced from 5 exons. NCBI's taxonomy places the organism in Eukaryota, Metazoa, Chordata, Actinopteri, Syngnathiformes, Syngnathidae. The coding region runs from base 308 to 1303 and encodes 331 amino acids.